Messenger RNA from Parnassius apollo (apollo), 765 nucleotides. Lineage: Eukaryota; Metazoa; Arthropoda; Insecta; Lepidoptera; Papilionidae. The record is from the annotation of a GenBank genome assembly.
AUGACUGCCAAGAGCUUCCUAAAAUUCAUGGAACAUUUCAAAAAGCACUCCCAUGCAUCGAAAGAUAAUCCCGUGUUAUUAAUUCUUGAUAACCACGAAAGCCAUGUGAGUAUCGAAGUGAUAAGUUAUGCAAAAUCCAACGGUAUCACAUUGCUUACACUUCCGCCCCAUUGCAGCAAUAAGUUGCAACCUUUGGAUAUCGCUGUAUAUUCGUCAUUUAAAUCGAGAUAUAAUACUGCGUUGAGCAACUGUAUGCUUUCAAAUCCUGGAAGGACAGUAACGAUAUACCAAAUUCCUGGAUUUAUCAAAACGAUUAUGUCGCAAGCAUUCAGCCAAGCCAACAUUUUAAGCGGAUUCAAAAAAUCGCGAAUACAUGCUUAUAAUGAUAAUCUAUUCAGUGAUGAAGAUUUCAUGUGUUCUGCUGUAACAGAUAGGGAUAUAUCCAAUGAAAAUUAUGAACUUCCCAGUAGUUCGUCUCAAUGUCGCCAAGCUCAGCUUGUCUUUUCAAGCGCUCAGCAAGAUCCACCAGAUUUUCCGCAGAGCUUCAACGACCUUGAUCAGGAAAUUCUGUCAACAUCUCAACUGAUCCCUAAUGAUGAAGUUCAGGACCCUCCAUCUAGUCCCGUGCUUGAUUUAAAUAAUGUUUCGCUUCUGGAUUCAGUGACUGUUUCUCUAACAAAUAACCAACUAAACCCUCCAGCUCAGAAAAGUCCGCAAACCUCUGACAAAGUCUUAAAAAAGCUUUUCACAUGCACAAUCAUCUGA